AUGGCCAAGCAGGACUUCUCGGCCCUGGCCCCCAACCUCCCAGAGACGCAGCGAGUGAACGUGCUGAUGACGGGGAACUGGAUCCACAUACUCUGGUGGCAGUUCGCUCUGAGCCACUACCAGAUGUCUAGCCGUAUGGAUGAUGCAAUGCUCUCCAUGCUGAAGCCUGCCAAGGUCGCCCACGAGACCAUGCGCCUGCUCGGGUCUGUUUCCCAGCAGGCCAUUCGGACCCACGGAUAUGGCCUAGAGCUGAAAGUUUUCCGUAUUGCCGAUGCUCUCAUCGACAUCCUGGCUUGCAACCCGUGGCUGUCUAAUUCCCUACAGCCCGGAUGCAAUAGUAUGCUUCUGGGAGCCAGAGAUGUACUGCAUUCUCUUGAGAAAGCUCUUUUGCUUAUUGGUGGCCCAGAGUCUUUGUUUCACAAGAAGCUGAUGCUAGUCAUGGCUGAAUCACAAUUACCGGUUCCGAAUGUCAAGUCUUUGACGCCAGGCGACGAAGAGGAAUGCGUUGAAGAUUCAUAG
This is a messenger RNA of Colletotrichum fioriniae, 519 nucleotides long. The record is from RefSeq and is a predicted model, not a curated record. NCBI's taxonomy places the organism in Eukaryota, Fungi, Ascomycota, Sordariomycetes, Glomerellales, Glomerellaceae.